AUGAGGACUAGAAGAUCGAGUUUCCUCGAGCCAUCGAUCCGGAGCGAGCCCCCACAUGGACGACGGAGCGGGGAACCUGCCACACCAACGAGACUGUCUGCCAAUGGAGUAUCGCUGGCGGCUCGAGGGAUCUAUGGCCUCCGUUCAGGCACAGCAAAGGCAGCAGCAAGUCCAGGUGCAGCCUUCGGAUCGGCUGCCCCCGAGGCUGCGGCAGUCCCCUUGAUCGCCGGUGCGCCAAGGCCUGCCGCAGCACGCGUUCUUCCUGCACCAGCUGCAGCAGAAGCGGCAACUCAAGACACAACUGCCGCUGCAGCAGCAAGGCGCAAAUCCACAUCGCUGGUGAAUUUGCUACACAUUGAAGACCUCGAAUUCCAAGGCAGGCCCUCAGCUCCCUUUUGCGACUUUCUCUGGGUCGAAGCUAAGGGUGGACGCGGGGGUGCUCCAAGAGAGGGAGCCUUCAGGUCGAGAGCCUUAGGCACAGGCCCUGGCUAUGGAGGUCAUGGCGGCUCGGUUGUACUGCGCUGCAGCAACAGCGUCAGCUGCUUUUUUACUGUGCAGCAGCUGAUCGCUGCAGCAGCAGGGGGCGACGCGCAAGCCACAAGCAGAGGCUUGCAUGCGCCCGACACCAUCGUCAAGCUGCCCCCCGGUACGAUCGUGAGGAAGCGCAUGCUUCUCCCUGGCAAGAAAAGUGCAAGUGGACGUGCCAUUAGAACUUCUGUCUUUUGGCAGCAGUUGUUAGAGGAGGGUCAAUCGCUGGUUGUUGCCGCUGGUGGUCGUGGCGGAAUUGCACCGUUGAAUUUGAAGCAACAGAAGAAGAGACGCGCGCCAGAGGGUGGGGAACGGAUCUUUCUGGAGCUGGAAUUGAGACUGAAGAAUGACGUCGGCAUUGUGGGGGAGAGCGCCGUCGGGAAGACGUCCCUGGUCUCGGCGCUGACAAGCUAUCAGUCACGCAUAGGUCCUGGAGGCUUCCAGACGCGGAGGCCUCAUUUGGCAGCGCUUCGCUGGGUAAAUGGUGAGGAGGCGGUCCUUUUAGACAGUCCAGCACUCUUUCCGGAAGCACACAAAGACAAGCGGCUAGGAUUGCGCAUUCUGCGGCACUUUUAUCGAUCGCGGGUAUUCCUUUACGUCGUCGACCCUACAAUUACGCAGCACCACCAAGACCAACGUUUGCUGCUCGCCCAGCCACAGCAGCAGCAACGACAGGCCUUGCUGCGAGCCGAUAAGGGCCCCCACGGCGAACCAUUUCUUCCUGAAGAAACGCAGCAGCAACAAGAGCAGGCGCAGCAACAACAAGAGCAGGCGCAGCAGCAACAAGAGCAGGCGCAGCAACAACAAGAGCAGGCACAGCAGCAACAGGAGCAGGCGCAGCAGCAACAAGAGCAGGCGCAGCAGCAACAACAAGAGCAGGCGCAGCAACAACAAGAGCAGGCGCAGCAACAACAAGAGCAGGCGCAGCAGCAGCAACAGGAGCAGGAACUUGAGGAAGACCGCCUUCUGGAUGUGGUUGUUUCGAAGUGUGACGCGUUGGGUCACCAGCCUCUGCUAGCCGUCGAUUCGCUGUAUCACCGCAUGCAGCACUUUUUCCCAGGGGUUCGCGUUUUAGCGACCUCGUCCCGCUUCGGACUAGGCCUUGACGCAGUGGCUGCUGAGCUGCACAGCCUGCUUCUGCAGCAGCAGCAGCAAGAGAACAUGCAACAGCAGCAGCUCGAAGCCCCACGGCGGAGACAGCGUGUCACACUGGAGGCAGACGCACACAAAGACUCCACCCCCGCUGUUGCAUGGGUGCCCAAUGAAAAAGAACCCAAACUGCGGAAACUCUUGGAAUCUCCUGCUCGUUGUCGUCAUACUGCUGGCGAGAAAAAGGAAGGACACCACAAGGGGGCUAGCGGGGGGAAAGGAACGGCUUGA
Molecule: messenger RNA, 1908 nt
Organism: Cyclospora cayetanensis
Lineage: Eukaryota; Apicomplexa; Conoidasida; Eucoccidiorida; Eimeriidae
Product: GTPase Obg
Exons: 12
Coding region: 1-1908 (635 amino acids)
Cellular component (GO): mitochondrion
Molecular function (GO): GTP binding; GTPase activity
Source: RefSeq, a predicted model, not a curated record